GCAGGGAGCCACCGCCAGGCCCGGCCGGCCGGGGCCUAGGGUCCCGCGGCUGCCAUGAAGCUGACGCGGAAGAUGGUCCUGUCCCGGGCCAAGGCCUCGGAGCUGCACAACGUGCGGAAGCUCAACUGCUGGGGCAGCCGUCUCACGGACAUCUCCAUUUGCCGGGAGAUGCCCAGCCUGGAGGUGAUCACGCUCAGCGUCAACAGCGUGUCCAGCCUGGAGCCCGUGAGCCGCUGCCGGCGCCUGAGCGAGCUGUACCUGCGCAGGAACCUCGUGCCCAGCCUGGGCGAGAUCUUCCACCUGAAGGAGCUGCCCCACCUCAGGGUGCUGUGGCUGGCCGAGAACCCCUGCUGCGGCCCCGACCCUCACCUGUACCGCAUGACCGUGCUGCGCAACCUGCCCGGCCUGCAGAGGCUGGACAACCAAGCCGUGACGGAGGAGGAACUGUCACGCGCGCUGAUGGAGGGCCAUGAGAUCACCGCGGCCCCGCCCUGCACACUGAGCCCCGGCUGCACCGACUCUGAGGCCGACACAGACACCAGCCGCGACCCGCUGGGCUACAGCGAGGAGGGGGCCAACCUCCAGGCUCAGCUCGUGCCGAAGCUCCCAUUCUCGCAGAGGGACCCCCCCGGCAGUCACAAGAGCAGGAACGUCCUGACCGCCAUCCUGCUGCUGCUGCGGGAGCUGGACGCCGAGGGGCUGGAGGCCGUGCGGCAGACCGCAGGCAGCCGGCUGCAGGCGCUGCGCGGGCGGGAGCCCCAGCAGGACGUGGAGUGAGGGCGGCGGCCCCGCAUGCAAACUGCGUAAUUAAGUAUUUUUCCAAGUCUGACCGGGAGGCAGACGUGGCUGGGGGUUCCCGAGCACCUGGCCCCUCCGCCCCGGUCGCCAGGUGAGGCUGUGCCGAUGGACACUGCCCAUCUCCUCGCUCCUUCUCCUCCUAAGAGCCCCGCAGCCGCGUGGGGUUCCUGCCACCCCAUGGCGGGGGCUGUGGCUGGACCAGCCUUAGCCCCUUCUGAGAGCUGCGUCUGAGACAGGCUCCCGGGAGGCCGUGCUGUCCCCAGGGAGGGAGGCGCUGCCUGUGGCCCUGCCCCCGCCCCUGCCCCGGCCACCUGCGUGGGGCUGGGACCCAGCUUCUGAAGUGCCCGCAGCUGGCUCACUCCUGGUCACGUGACAGCCAUGCAGGCCAUGACCCCGUGCCACAGGCACUGUCCUGAGGGCCUGAGAAGGCAGAGGUGCAGAUGUAGAUGGAGGCAGGGGCAGGGGGGUGGCCACCUGGGCCUGUGUCCACACCUGCCCAGCUCACUGGAUGCCCUCAAUAAAGCACCAUCAGGACG
Molecule: messenger RNA, 1334 nt
Organism: Lepus europaeus (European hare)
Lineage: Eukaryota; Metazoa; Chordata; Mammalia; Lagomorpha; Leporidae
Gene: CFAP410
Product: cilia and flagella associated protein 410
Exons: 7
Coding region: 55-777 (240 amino acids)
Biological process (GO): cytoskeleton organization
Source: RefSeq, a predicted model, not a curated record